AUGCAAUUCUCUAAACUCUUUUCUUCUCUUCUUAUGUUUUCAUUGGCUGUUGCUGCUCCUCCCUUUUAUAAUAAGGAUCUGAAUUUGAAUAAACGUGGGGUUGUCUAUGUGACGAAUGUCAAUACUCAACAAGUUACUGCUACUCAAACAAUUGAUUCUGUUACUUCUACUUCCGUGGCUUAUCUGGUUCAAACUUCAACCACAACAGUUACCAGAUAUACUGCAACUGUGACUUUAACUAUCAGUGGCGUGCCUCAUGAAUAUACAACUGUUGCUACUACUUCCGUUAGUCCUUCUGAUGUUGCUCCUAUUAGUGAAAAUGAAGUAACCACAUAUACUCCAUCUACCACUAUAACUAGUCAAUCCAGUGCCAGUACUACUCCAGCUACCACAAGUUCUACUCCAGCCACCACAAGUACCACUCCAGCUACCACAAGUUCUACUCCAGCCACCACAAGUACCACUCCAGCUACCACAAGUUCUACUUCAGCUACAACCAGUGCUAGUACUAGUUCAUCAGAAAUGCAAACUACUUCAUCCACAUCUUCCAGUUUUGUCCCUACGGUUACGCCUUCUUCAACAACUGACAAUAAUGAACCUGCUACAGUGACAGUCAAGAAUGUUGUUACGAGAAUGAUUAUCUACAUCGCGCAACUCCAGCAGCACUCUACUGCCCCAUCCACCCAAUCCUCGUCUUCAACUGCUUCCACAUCGACAUCUUCUUCAGUUGCUCCAACAAAGACAUCUUCUCUGUCUUCAUCAAGUUUGAAGACUGUGUCUAGUACUAUUGUUGAGGGAUCCAGUCUUAUUACAGAUGCCCCUUCUGUAUCUGAAGCAACAAACGAAGGUUGGAUCUUGGAUAACAUCUAUACUACCACUGAAGAUGUUAACGUUCCAAAGACUAGAAAGACCUACUGUAAGGGUAAGCAGUGCAGAAAGCACACCCAACACAAGGUUACCCAAUAUAAGGCUGGUAAGGCCUCCUUGUUUGCUCAAGGUAAGAGAAGAUAUGACCGUAAGCAAAGUGGUUUCGGUGGUCAAACCAAGCCUGUCUUCCACAAGAAGGCUAAGACUACCAAGAAGGUUGUCUUGAGAUUGGAAUGUGUUGUUUGCAAGACCAAGGCUCAAUUGUCCUUGAAGAGAUGUAAGCACUUCGAAUUGGGUGGUGAUAAGAAGCAAAAGGGUCAAGCCUUGCAAUUCUAA
Molecule: messenger RNA, 1203 nt
Organism: Lizanozyma spartinae
Lineage: Eukaryota; Fungi; Ascomycota; Pichiomycetes; Serinales; Debaryomycetaceae
Gene: RPL42
Product: 60S ribosomal eL42 domain-containing protein
Exons: 4
Coding region: 1-1203 (400 amino acids)
Biological process (GO): translation
Cellular component (GO): ribosome; cytosolic large ribosomal subunit
Molecular function (GO): structural constituent of ribosome
Source: RefSeq, a predicted model, not a curated record